Molecule: messenger RNA, 2295 nt
Organism: Magnolia sinica
Lineage: Eukaryota; Viridiplantae; Streptophyta; Magnoliopsida; Magnoliales; Magnoliaceae
Product: probable metal-nicotianamine transporter YSL12
Exons: 6
Coding region: 1-2130 (709 amino acids)
Cellular component (GO): membrane
Molecular function (GO): oligopeptide transmembrane transporter activity
Source: RefSeq, a predicted model, not a curated record
AUGGAAGAUGCCGGAAUGGACCACAGCAACCAUUCGCUUUCGACAAAUGGCAAGCCCUCCGAUGUAGAGAUCAAGAACGCCAAGAGAGACGAAGAUAUUCUAUCAACAGAGCAAAUCUUCGAGUGCACCCAAGUCCCUGGAUGGAGAGAGCAGCUGACGUUUAGAGCUUUUGUUGUGAGCUUCAUGUUGGGUAUCAUGUUUAGCAUAAUCGUCAUGAAGCUCAACCUGACGACCGGGGUUGUGCCUUCUCUAAACAUAUCUGCCGGUUUGUUGGGUUUUUUCUUCGUAAAGAUCUGGACCAAGCUUCUAGAGAAAUCGCAUCUGUUGAAGCAGCCGUUUACAAGGCAGGAGAAUACAGUUAUACAGACAUGCGUUGUCGCCAGCUCCGGCAUCGCCUUCAGUGGAGGCUUUGGGAGUUACCUUUUCGGGAUGAGUGAUACAAUUGCAAAACAGUCAACAGAAAAGAACAGUCGAGAGAAUAUCAAGAACCCAGCACUAGGAUGGAUGAUCGGGUUUCUCUUUGUCGUUAGUUUUCUCGGGCUCUUCUCUGUGGUGCCCCUUAGAAAGAUCAUGAUCAUCGACUACAAGCUGAUAUACCCCAGUGGAACUGCAACUGCAAACCUGAUCAAUAGCUUCCACACCCCUCAGGGAGCCAAGCUAGCAAAGAAACAGGUGAAAGCACUUGGCAAGUUCUUGUCCUUCAGCUUCAUGUGGGGUUUUUUUCAGUGGUUUUUCAGGGCAGAAGAUUCCUGUGGAUUUGCAUCUUUCCCUACAUUCGGUCUUGAAGCCUACAAAAACAGAUUCUACUUCGACUUCUCGGCUUCCUAUGUUGGCAUUGGGAUGAUCUGCCCUUACAUUGUUAACAUCUCUUUGCUGAUUGGCGCUAUUCUGUCAUGGGGAAUUUUGUGGCCCCUCAUAGGCACUAAAAAGGGUGAUUGGUACAGUGCGAAACUCGAGCCUAGCAGCCUUCACGGCCUUCAAGGCUACAAGGUCUUCAUCGCCAUUGCCAUGAUCCUAGGCGAUGGCCUCUACAACUUCUUCAAGGUCAUGAGCAUAACAACCUCCUCCUUUCUUCAAAAACUGCAUGAGAAAGACACUAACAUAAUUCCCGUGGUCAACCAACUCUCUCCCACCAACCCAUCCCUAUCCUACGACGAUCAUCGCCGGACUGAACUCUUUCUAAAAGACCAAAUCCCAACAUGGGCAGCAGUUGGGUGCUACAUCGCUAUUGCUGCCAUUUCAAUUGCCACCUUACCACACAUCUUUCCCCAACUCAAGUGGUACUACGUCUUAGUUGUUUACAUCUUUGCCCCGGUCCUAGCCUUCUGUAACGCCUAUGGUGCCGGACUCACUGACUGGUCCCUUGCUUCCACCUAUGGAAAGCUGGCCAUCUUCACCAUCGGUGCAUGGGCUGGAGCUUCUCAUGGUGGGGUGCUUGCAGGGCUUGCCGCAUGCGGUGUCAUGUUAAGUAUUGUCCAGACAGCUGCAGAUCUCAUGGGGGACUUCAAGACGGGCUACUUAACACUAGCUUCACCUCGGUCCAUGUUUGUCAGCCAAGUAAUCGGAACCGCAAUGGGCUGUGUCAUUGCUCCUUGUGUCUUCUGGCUAUUUUACAAAGCCUUUGAUGGCAUCGGCACUCUUGGAUCAGAAUACCCCGCCCCUUAUGCAAUCAUCUACCGUAACACAGCAAUACUCGGUGUUGAGGGUUUCUCAUCCCUGCCAAGGAACUGCCUCACUCUCUGCUAUGUGUUUUUUGCUGGCGCUAUUCUCAUCAACUUAGUGAGAGAUGUCGUUGGGAAAAAGGUGGCAACUUGUAUCCCUAUCCCGGCAGCGGCGGCAAAGAUGGCGAGGUUAAUUCCACUCCCGAUGGCAAUGGCAAUUCCAUUCUAUAUCGGGCCAUACUUUGCUAUCGAUAUGUGUGUGGGAAGCUUGAUAUUGUUCGUAUGGCAGAAGACAAACCAGGCCAAGGCGGACGCAUUUGCGCCUGCAGUGGCAUCUGGUUUGAUUUGCGGUGACGGGAUAUGGACUUUGCCACAGUCGGUGCUUGCUUUGGCCAAGGUGAACCCACCCAUCUGCAUGAAAUUCCUAUCAAGAAAAAUGAACAUGAAAGUGGACGAGUUUCUUAGCUAAGCUAUCUUAAUAGCAGAAGCCAGUCAGCAUGUGUUUCUACCAUAAAUAUUCCAUUGUGUGUACAAAAGUUAAGCCCAUGCAGUAAUGUUGAGAACUCAAACUCAGCAUUCAAUCCAAUAGCCCCAUAUAGAAAUUAAAGUUAUUUGACAUAUUAUCACUUAGUGA